AUGGAUGAAGGGCCUGUCGGCUACAGUGUCUCCACUUCUGCAACUCCGCAGCCACCGGUGACACCAUUGCCUGUGACCCCUCCUGAGAGAUCUGAAGAGGAGGAUGAACUGCAAGCCUUCCAACGGGAUCAGAUGAUUGAAGCCUUCCAAGCAGAACUGCGUUUGCUUCGCAAUCGCCUUGCCAAGAAAGACCAGGAGCUCAGUGACUGCCACGUGGAAGCUGUCCGGCACAAGAACAUUAAGCGAGACAGCGCCAAGAUAGCCAAUGAGCUUCAGAAAAAGACCGUUUUGCUUCAGGAAGAGCAGGACCAUUCGAAGGAAGUUAAGGCACAAAUGGAGCAGUACAGGGCCCAAUGGGCGGAGUACAAACAACAAGUUGAGCAGCUGAAAAGAGCUGCAGAGAGCGACGCCAAAGAACUCAGCAAAGCCUUGAAGGAGGCCAAGGAGGCUAAAGAGGCAAAGGCCCGAGAGUCUGAGGCAAAGGCCCUUCUGGAAGCUGAAGUGCAACAGAAUCGGGCUACAAUUGAGGAUCUUCGCGCAAAGCUAGAGGCUCUCGGCGACGGUCAGGAUCCGAUCGAACCGGAUGCCAAGGAAACUAAAGAAACAAAGACCCUGAGUUCCCCGAAGAGCAAGACUGCCGUCCCACCCGCACGGCCUGCGAAGAAUCUACGGAUGGCUCUCAGCAGUGGAAACAUCGACUUGGAUCCAGAGAAUGUGGCACGCUUCACGGAAGCUCCCAGCUCUGAGAGCCCAGGCCCACAAGCUGCGAAAUCACGCGAGGAGGAAAUGCCCCAAAUUGCGCAUGAUCAGGACAUUUUUUCCACGCAUCUAACAAACAGCUCGCAGGGAAGAGUUGAUCAGGUGCACCUUUCAGGCAUUGGAACGGCCGACUCAGCGAGCACUUUGGCCAAAGUCUUGUUGUCGAGACUCAAUUUAUCAGUCUAUUAUGGUCCGGAGCAGCAGCGACGGGCGCAGCACGUGCAGUACAUGUACACACAGCAGAUGCAGCUCUUUGCACAGAACGGCGUGCAGGUGCAGACAAACCAUGCGCCUGUGCAAUCGGUUGGAUUGCCUACCGGACAAAUGCAAAUGCAUGGAAUAAGCAUGCCGACUCAGGGUUAA
This is a messenger RNA of Durusdinium trenchii, 1122 nucleotides long. NCBI's taxonomy places the organism in Eukaryota, Dinophyceae, Suessiales, Symbiodiniaceae. The record is from the annotation of a GenBank genome assembly.